GUCGAGUUCAUGAUUGUUUGUUUUAUGAUCAGGCUUGUGAUGAACUGCAAUUAGCAAUAUAAACGAUAGGAAGAGAAUGAUUGCCCUUUCAUCUGAAAAGAUGGGGGUCAUGAUCUCAAAACAUUGACUUGAUUCUGAAGCCAACUGAGUCAAAGCUGUGUGCUGAACAGUUUUACUUUCGAUUUCGCCAACUGUACUGGCAGUGCACUGGCAAUCAGACCAUGCGUACCGCCAUCCUUGUCUCUUCUCGGGUGAUGCUGAUGGUGGCGACCAUGGGCGCUGAAGGCGAGGCUCGUGGCGGGCAAGGCUGGUUAGGUGGCGUGUCUGAAUAUCGGGUUUAUGAUCCCUGGAAGAGGCUGCUAGGUGGCUGCUGUGGUUUACAGCAUUUCCUGGCCAAGCUCCUUCUCUUGCCGCAGGGCCUCUUCCCUCAAAAGGUGUGUUGGGUCGUGAGAACUCAUUUCGCCCCUGACUGGGUACGGAUUGUUCCUGGCAAGAGUGCAUUACAGCCGAUGUUGUACUUGCCCAGCGCUGCCCGGCGGUGGGCAAUGUUGCGUUUUCAUUCUCGUCCAUUAUCUCAAUCCUACCUAGCCGGGUUCCGACAAGGCUUUGAGUGGAACGCUUAUCGCUUUUCUGCCUUACGACUUGUCGCCAUGAUGUGCUGAUGGUCUUGUGCGCCUGAUGAUGGUGACUGGGGAGCGGAGGAUCGUCUACCGUGAUGCAAUCAUGUGUAUGGCGGCGAUCCAGGCAAGGUGGCUGCCAAACUUGAAGAUUCGAAUAUUGCGCCGUUUCUAUGAAAUACAGUACCUUGGGGCCUAUCUUCGUCAUGUCUACGGUAUCUACGUUCUUUGGUGCGAAAUAUGCCACUGCGAGAUUACAAGGAUCAUGUCAUGAAGUCAGUUACCGUGAGAGCUGCCGUGCAUGGACAGUCUCGGACCGCACGACGAUUGAGUUAUCGUCGAUCUUGUCGCUGGUGUAGAAUACGUAAUGUGUGCUGAGCACAGACUCGAGAGAGGCUUUUCGGUCUCGAUUCGAAUCAUGCCAGACGUCGGGGCAGGCAAUCCCAGCAGGCUGAGCCAGAAUGACCUCGGGUCCCGGUCCUGCUGGCGAUUUGGCAGGGGCUGUGGCAGACGCUGGUGCAUACAAUAUUUACCAGGUAGGUGACCAUGACCGGCAUUCGUAUAGACUGCGAACAUGGUGCUCGGAAGGCCGUUCAUCGCCGACUCGGGGAGACGCUUUGAUCGGCCUCACUGGCCUCAUUGGGGUUUGCGUCCUCUCAUCCUCUACCAGCUCGGUCUAGGAAGUGCCGUUAUCAAUCGGGGGUUUGUGGCAAGAAUGUCAGUAGAACGUCCGUCUCGGCUGGGAGGACAUCAUCCAACAGCGGAAUGGCAACAUGUGAACGGACUCGCGCGAAACGGAAAAGUGAAGGAUGUUAACAGGCCGUCAGUUCCUAAACGGACAGCUUGUGCAGUCUGAGGCGGUUGACAAAUAGAUCGGAAGGCAUGGCAGGUCCGGGUUAUGGCGAAGUCGAAUAGUGGCCUGUCGACUUGUCUGGAGGCGCUUUGGACGUCUGCAGGUUGGAAUUGACAUGACGCGUGUAGAGCGCGCUUCACUCCUCGA
Exophiala dermatitidis NIH/UT8656 is the source of this 1617-nucleotide messenger RNA. RefSeq lists its product as uncharacterized. The transcript has a single exon. Lineage: Eukaryota; Fungi; Ascomycota; Eurotiomycetes; Chaetothyriales; Herpotrichiellaceae. The coding region runs from base 222 to 662 and encodes 146 amino acids. The record is from RefSeq and is a predicted model, not a curated record.